CUUGGUGCGGUGAGGUGUGUGGAGGUGUCCUCCUGACCAUCUCUCUUGUCGUCUGCUACGCGUGGUUCUGUCGAUCGAUGAAACUACUCAGACAUGAUGUCCACCGAGUAACGUCAAUCAAACUUGCAUCGAAUAUAAAGGACAUGAAGUGUUUCUGAACUGCCACUCCGUUCAGUCAAGUGUUUCUGAACUGCCACUCCGUUCAGUCAAGUGUUUCUGAACUACCACUCCAUUCAGUCAAGUGUCUCUGAACUGCCACUCCAUUCAGUCAAGUGUCUCUGAACUGCCACUCCGUUCAGUCAAGUGUCUCUGAACUGCUACUUCCUUCAGUAAAGCAUCUCUGAACUGCUGCUCCGUUCAGUCAAGUGUCUCUGAACCGCUGCUCCGUUAAAGUCUCUUCGAUUAAGUGCCACCCCAACAACUAGAUAGACCAACAUGGCGGCUAUGGUGUUGCAAAUGAGCAGCUCAUCGUCUGUUCUCUCAACGCCUCCUCCCACACCACCCAUGGAAAAUCCUGCGAACUAUCCUUCUGUGCACCAGAAGAGAAUGGCAAGCGGCGCUGCAACUCCAAGCUCUAACGACCCUCGUAAAAUUUCUGUGCCGGUUACAGGGAACACGAGUAAGGGUUUACAGGUCCAGAUGACCAGGAAUUCUGCUGAAAUUAAACCAGCGGUUGCAUUGAAUAACCCGAUGCAUUUAGCCCAGCAGGAAGAUUUGCCAGAAGAAGUACUAACAUCAAGCGAUAGUUCUAUGGAUGACACCAACGUUCCGGUCUCAGGAACGAAAAAUGCCACAGCUCAAAAUAACACCUCACAUGUCCUACUAAAUGGGAAAAACAUUCCUAAAUACGAUCGGAAGGAACCUGACCAGCCACCCGCUCAUAGUCAACUAUCACGUCAACCACAACCUCCAGGUCCUGAUCAACCCCCGGUUCAUGGUCAACCCCCGGUCCAUGGUCAACAACCAGUUCAUCCUGGUCAACCCCCGGUUCCAAUUCAACCCCCAGGUCCCGACAAGCCACGCCAAAGCCACCCCAAGAGGCGGUCCAUGGCAGCAGGCGCCCCCAAGUCCCUGCUGAACCCGGAGGACUACUUCCGCGGCGUGUCGCCCAUGUGCAGGAGGCUGCUGGAGGACAUGGCCGCCGUCAGGGAGUCCAUGGGGCGGGACUGGGCUGCUCUUACGUAUGAGCAGCAGUGCAAGAUUCUGGACCAGGCCAUCGUCGAUGAGGCCACGAUGCGCCGCUACGAGCACGAGGACGCGUGCGCAGGCCCCGAGUGCGCAUACUUCCCGAAGCUGCAGCUGCGCACCGGCCAGCGCAUCGUCAGGGACGAGAAGCUCUCCCAGCGUGGCUAUACCUGCAGCUGGCGAGACGAACACUCGGCGCCCUUCUCGUGGCACACGCGCUCCCAGAUGGACCUCACCCUUGAUACCCCGCCAGAGACACCCCUGGAGCCUCCAUAUCUGCCACACGAGCUCGACCAACAAGACGGGCGAGCCUCCAGCAAAGAUAACCAGUCUUCGAAGAGUCCAUCGUUCACGUCGCGAUCUCAGAAGAGACCUCAUCAGUCGCGCAGGACGAGAUCGGCGUUCACAUGGCACUACGAACCUUCCCCUCGACCACCCAAAUCAAAUUCAACUGAAAUCCCAGACAUCGUCAGAGAUUCAUCGCUGCAAAUCAAGACUCAUGUGGUGGUUCGAGCUGAAAACAUGGACGGAGGCAAUGCUGGUUUUCUCGACAAACUACGCGGGGCUUUUUGUAAGCUGACAACUUCUUGUAUGCCUACGCAAAAUUCCAGCGUAUCUCAGAGCCUCCAGAGCUCCACGUCCACGCCCCCUGACCUGAGACCUGCUCAUGUUUUGGCCCAAGCCAAAGAAUCGCAAAACACUUCCCUGCCCAUAACUCUGCCUAUCACGUCUCGGUCUCACGAUGGCGACCAUGAAAUUUUCAAUGACAGCAACAAUGAACUCGCAAAUAAUGACGACGAAAUGAGAUCGAGGGGUGAGAGCUACUUCGGAGACAGAAACGAAAUUGACGGACAUUUUCGAGUUGAUGCCGCUGUUAAUUCUGUUAACAACAACCUUUCAGGGCCAAAUUCUUUGGCUCAGGAUGUUGGAUCAAUCGCUCCCACAACCAACAUCACCGCUAAUCCAUUAUCAGUCACGUGCAGCAGUUCAAACAAACCCGACAACGGCAACAAACCCGCUGGCUUCAACCGCCCUCAGAACAAACGAAGAGCACCGGAACCCGUCAAAAAACCGGCGCCGGCCCCGCCUGUCCGACACCCAUCAACCCAUAUCGAAAACAACAGAAGUUUUCCCCUUCUUAAAGAUGAGGACAUCGUGGAGAAGAAUGGUGGUGUUCACGAGAAGAAUUUGAACCUUCUUAAUGCCACGAACACGCAGGACCACCACGAAAUUCUUGAUAACGACGACGCGGCCCAAAAAUCCUUCGAGAAUUUUAUGGAUGGAACCACGCUGGAGGACAAGCCGAGCGUAGACCUAUCCACCAGUGGACAGGACUUCAUCCCAAAAACUGGCUUCGAUUUCUUGGACAACUGGUAAUACCAUAGGACUUCGGCUGCUCCUGGGAUGACCGUUGACGUCCUGCCGAAAAUUUCCCACAAGAGUUGCCCUCUUCAGCGAAGACAGCCGCUUGCUGCGUCCACCAAUCCUCAUGUGCAUUUGUCUUCACUAAAAAGAUCGCGGGGUUAUACAACGUUU
Messenger RNA from Hyalella azteca, 2721 nucleotides. RefSeq lists its product as uncharacterized. Lineage: Eukaryota; Metazoa; Arthropoda; Malacostraca; Amphipoda; Hyalellidae. The coding region runs from base 436 to 2562 and encodes 708 amino acids. The record is from RefSeq and is a predicted model, not a curated record. The transcript has 5 exons.